CAGCACUCCGGAAAGAUGUGCUCACGUGGGUCCUGCCACAGCCACGAGACCUCCUGCCACAGCUCCCGCUCCUCCUGCCACGACUCGGAGCCCUCCUGCCAUUACACCAUCCAGAGGGUCCCUGUUCCCAAGUACUCCUGCGUGACGCCGUGCUGCCCCCCGGUGCAGACCUUCUGUCCCCCAGUGCAGCGCUAUUGCCCUCCAGUGCAGCCCUGUUGUCCCCCGGUGCAGACCUACUGCCCACCUGCCCCCUACUGCCCCCAGUACACCAAGAAUAUCUGCAAGCUGCCACCACCGUGCCCCAAAUACUAGCUGUGGGAUCAAGCCACGCUCCGACAGCACUGGCUGCCUCCUCCUUGGACACCAUGGCCGUAGAUCAACGCAACACCGUGGAUAUCCUGGGGUCUCUGCCCUGCGCCUCACCACUGCUGUGCUUGACAUGCUCCCCCAGUCAUCUGUCAAGGAUUUGCUCUUUCCAGUGACUUGGGAAAUGUUCUCUCCAUGUAUUUAGUGCUUAAUUACCACUGGGAAUCUUUUCAUGCCUUGUGCUUCUGUUUCAGACUCA
This is a messenger RNA of Numida meleagris (helmeted guineafowl), 565 nucleotides long. RefSeq names its product sperm mitochondrial-associated cysteine-rich protein-like. NCBI's taxonomy places the organism in Eukaryota, Metazoa, Chordata, Aves, Galliformes, Numididae. The transcript has a single exon. The coding region runs from base 16 to 312 and encodes 98 amino acids. The record is from RefSeq and is a predicted model, not a curated record.